Molecule: messenger RNA, 1665 nt
Organism: Striga hermonthica
Lineage: Eukaryota; Viridiplantae; Streptophyta; Magnoliopsida; Lamiales; Orobanchaceae
Source: the annotation of a GenBank genome assembly
AUGCCUGUAAUUUUCCAGACGCAAAGAGGGAAAAAAAAGAGGAGGAGAGCUGUGGAGUUGACAUCUACUCGUAACUCUGCUGAUGGGGCAGUGCUACGGUCGACGCCGAGGAGAUUUUUCAAGAAGCCGUUCCCACCUCCGUCGCCUGCCAAGCAUAUUAGGGCGUCGCUGAGGAAGUUGGGGCAGAGGAAGAAGCCUCCGAGAGAGGGCCCCAUACCGGAGGACGCAGACGCCGGUGAAUCCGAGCAGCAGCAACAGCACGCGCUGGACAAGAAUUUUGGGUACAACAAGAAUUUCGGAGCCAAGUAUGAGCUGGGGAAAGAGGUGGGGAGAGGGCAUUUUGGUCACACUUGCUGUGCCAAAGGGAGAAAGGGGGAGCUCAAGGACACACCUCUCGCCGUCAAGAUAAUCUCCAAAGCUCAGAUGACAACUGCAAUAUCAAUUGAAGAUGUUCGCCGGGAAGUGAAAAUUUUGAAAGCUCUCUCAGGCCACAGGCAUCUUGUCAGCUUUUAUGAUGCUUGUGAAGACAGCAAUAAUGUGUACAUAAUAAUGGAAUUGUGUGAAGGUGGAGAGCUGCUUGACAGAAUACUGGCAAAAGGUGGUAAAUAUUCUGAAGACGAAGCAAAACUUAUUAUCGUUCAAAUUCUUAGUGUUGUAUCAUUUUGUCAUCUUCAAGGUGUUGUCCACCGGGACUUAAAACCUGAGAAUUUUCUAUUCACCUCAAGAAGUGAAGAUGCUGAUAUGAAGCUUAUCGAUUUCGGUCUUUCUGAUUUCAUCAGGACAGAUGAAAGAUUAAAUGAUAUUGUCGGAAGUGCUUAUUACGUUGCUCCCGAAGUUCUCCAUAGAUCUUACAGUGUGGAGGCUGAUAUUUGGAGUAUUGGUGUCAUCGCUUAUAUUUUGCUGUGUGGUAGCAGACCAUUCUGGGCUCGGACAGAGUCUGGAAUAUUUCGUGCUGUUUUGAGGGCUGACCCAAAUUUUGAGGACUUGCCCUGGCCAUCUGUUUCACUGGAAGCCAAGGACUUUGUGAGACGGCUUUUGAACAAGGACUACCGCAAAAGGAUGACUGCUGCUCAAGCUUUGACUCAUCCAUGGUUACGGAGUGAGAGCCAUCCAAUUCCACUAGACAUACUUGUCUAUAAGUUAGUGAAGUCAUAUCUACACGCUACCCCUUUCAAACGUGCUGCACUAAAGGCUCUCUCAAAAGCUCUGACUGAGGAUGAAUUGAUUUAUCUUAGAGCACAAUUCAUGCUUCUGGAGCCUAGUGAGGAUGGUCGAGUCUCUCUCGAGAACUUUAGAAAGGCUCUUGCACGGAAUGCUACUGAUGCAAUGAACAUGUCUAGGGUCCCGGACAUCCUAAAUUCGAUGGCACCAUUGUCUUUUAGAAGGAUGGAUUUGGAAGAGUUUUGUGCGGCUGCAAUAAGCACUUAUCAGCUGGAAGCCCUCGAAAAUUGGGAGCAAAUUGCGUCCACAGCUUUCGAGUUUUUCGAACAGGAGGGUAACAGAGCAAUAUCAGUGGAGGAAUUGGCUCGGGAGUUAAACGUGGGGCCCAGUGCUCAUGCCAUGCUCAGGGAUUGGUUGAGGAGGGACGGGAAACUGAGUUUGGUCGGGUACACCAAAUUUUUGCAUGGAUUGACACUUCGUAGCUCAAACAUGAGGCAUCACUAG